AUGCAUCCUUCCAGACUUGUCUGCUCACAAGGCAUGUCUUACAUAUUUGAGCCCAUAUAUAACAUUCUUUUGACCAAAAGGGCCAAAGAAAUAAAGUUGGGUAGACUAUUGGAUGAGUCCGCUAACAGUGCUGUUGCGUACGAGCAAGAUUCUCAGCGAAAUCGGUCUAACCCAAACAAUAGGGCUAGGAUACCAUCAAAUACGGAUCUGCGAGUAGAUGAAAGGACGUUUGAAGUAUGGAUAUCUGAGGAUGAAGAUGAGGAUAAUAAUGACAGUACCGUUCAUAAAAGAAGGAAGUUGAAUCACGACACGCGAAUAAUUGAUGAUGAGUCUCAUAGAAACGAUACAGUUAGACGCCAGAGACAUAUAGAGCCUGCGCAAUUAGAAGAUGAGAUUGAAUCGAUCAGACGAGAUUUUCGGGACACCAUAGAUGGAUAUGAACCAAGACCUCUGGUUUUGACAAGCGACAAGGACGCUGGCCGUGGAUACUUUUCCAAUAACAUCAGGAGCACAGCCAAUAUUAAGCGUUCUAGAAGGCUGAGAUUUACCAAUCAGAUCAAUCAUAGUUACACGGUGAUAAAUUCUUUACUACAUAUUUGCAUGCUAAGAUCUGACUGGAAAAAUGCUUUGCAGCUUUUUUCUGUCAUUAUACGUACGUAUAUGUGUGAUGUUAAGCAGUGUUGGUCGAUAGGAUUGGAGAUUUUGAAUAAGAUGAAUGAAGAAGAGUUUUUGAAGUUACUUAAAGACGAAGGCCAUGAACCGCUCAGUGGAGAGAAACUUCAGUUGGCGGCAGCGUCAAGAAGCAUAGCUCUAGAACGAAUAUUUGAACACGAUGACGAGUCUUACAAAGCAAUUACUCGGAUGAUUGCACUUGGUAACACGAAAAGACCAUUUAGAGCAAGGAUAAUGAGAUUUCUUCAAUUUAUGACCAAUACAUAUAAAGUGAACAGACCAAACUUUCAUAUUGCAAAGUACCCGUACCAGGUUUACUGUCCGAAGGAUGAGAUGACCAGAUAUUUGACGUUGGCAUCUCAUUCCCACGCUGCCUAUAGAGGAGGAACUACGGAUUUUGUACCAUUUUAUGUGUAUUCACUUCUUUCAGAGCUUAUGCUGGGUGGCCGGUUCAAGCAGUUUGAAGAAUUAUGUGAAGAGUUGCAACUUCGGGCUCCGUAUCACGACGAUCCAAUGGUUCGGUAUAUGUCUGCGAUGAACAGCUACCUCGAAUGCGUCUCUCUGUAUUGUAGGCUUUGCCAGGAGUAUGGAAGUAUCCUGCAGAUUAUUGACGAUAUGCAAUCACAGGAUACAAAAACUGUCGAUAAAGAGUUGAUAAUCAGCAAGAUUGCAGAUUGCAAGACGAGGUUUCAUGAACUUGAAAAGUUCCCGAAGUUCAAGGUGGAUCUAGAUAAGAUUGACAAGGAUUUGGGUUAUUUUAGUGGGUUGGUGAUAAAUACGCAGAAGAGUGAGACAGUAGACAGAGCCGUGGCAAGUGAUAUAGGAAAACACGAUACAGAAGCCAGCAAUACAGAAGCCAGCGAUGCAGAAGCCAGCGAUACAGAAGCAAACAAUUCGGAUACAGAUACGAGUGGAUCAAGCGAUUUUUUUCGAGAAGAUGAAGAUAAUGUUGCAAUGCUCGAGGAACAACAAGCUGAAGAAGAUGGCGACCGUGACUAUCAGCACGACGAGCCCACCUGA
This is a messenger RNA of Brettanomyces nanus, 1692 nucleotides long. RefSeq lists its product as uncharacterized. The transcript is spliced from 2 exons. Lineage: Eukaryota; Fungi; Ascomycota; Pichiomycetes; Pichiales; Pichiaceae. The record is from RefSeq and is a predicted model, not a curated record. Gene Ontology annotation, molecular function: RNA polymerase I general transcription initiation factor activity; RNA polymerase I core promoter sequence-specific DNA binding. Gene Ontology annotation, biological process: transcription initiation at RNA polymerase I promoter. The coding region runs from base 1 to 1692 and encodes 563 amino acids.